AUGCCACCAAAGCUCUCCAAGAGUGCCAAGCAAGGCUUGAUUGUCUCACAUCUCCGCUCCACACGGACCUGCCAUACGCUCAAAGACCUCGAGAAGAUGCUCCCCUCGGUAGCCUCGAUCAACAGCAUUCAGGUUAAAGAUUACAUCAAAGAACUCACCGACGAGGGCAGGAUUCGCGUGGAGAAGAUUGGAAGCGGCAAUUGGUACUGGUGUUUCGGUGGGGAUGAGGUGAAGGAGCGCGAAAGGCAGUUGGUUCAACUUCGGAAGGAAGUGGAGCGGGUCCAGGCGAGUUGUAAGCGAGCCGAAGCGGAUUCGGCCGUGCGCAAGGAGCAAAGAGACAAAGAGUUUGGGCAGGGUGGUGAAGAGGAGUGGAAUGAGUUAAUGGAACGGAAGAAGGCCCUGGAAGAGGAAAGGAAUCGUUUGCUGACCGAGUGGGCGACCAUUUCUACAACUGGUGAAGGCAAAAGCGUUGGGCAGAUGAAGGACGAGAUGGAGGAGUCACGCCAACGGGCGCAGAUGUGGACGGACAACAUCUACUUGCUGGAAGAGUAUGUCCGGAAGCUGACUGGCGGAGAUCGCGACUUGAUGCAGGCGGUGCAGAGGGAAUGUUACGGGGACGAGUACGUGGAGGGGGAAGGACUGCGGGAAUUGGACUGGUCUACGUGA
Messenger RNA from Aspergillus nidulans FGSC A4, 666 nucleotides. Its product is annotated as putative GAJ protein. Gene Ontology annotation, molecular function: double-stranded DNA binding. The record is from RefSeq and is a predicted model, not a curated record. Lineage: Eukaryota; Fungi; Ascomycota; Eurotiomycetes; Eurotiales; Aspergillaceae. Gene Ontology annotation, cellular component: nucleus. The transcript is spliced from 2 exons. Bases 1 to 666 code for a protein of 221 amino acids. Gene Ontology annotation, biological process: reciprocal meiotic recombination.